AUGAUUAAUGAUUUCAUAAAUCAAUUGAACUUAACAGGUAAAUACCGUUUUGGUCCCGUUGUUUAUUAUCAAAUAAAUAUUAAGGAGAUUCCGCCUUUAAUCUAUGAUGUGAUUCGUAUGGAAGCAUCGAAGGGCUAUUUAUGGUUGGAUGAAAGGAAUCUGGAUACUCAUAGUCUUAUAGGAGUGUAUAAGUGUAGAGUUCCUAUGGACCUACUUGUAUUGAAGGGGUUAUCUAAUGUUAUUUUAACAACAGUUAUUAAAGCUCAGCCUAACAUUUCUAAAUUCAAAGAUCUGAAAGCCAUGCAUUACGCAUUCUUGAAUCGACAAGAAAAUGUCGUUAAAGUCGUUAGUAUUGAUUUGAGUGAUUGUAUGAAUUAUAUACCUACUUCGCGUAUAUUAACAUCCCAGAAAUUUACAAACCAAUAUGGAGUAUAUUUCAAUCUGGUUGAACGGAUUAUAGAUCUCCCUAUCUAUGACUUUCAUAAUCACUGCUUUUUCCCCUCCACGGGGUUAACACCUAUAGGUGAAAUAACACACGUUAUAUUGCAUAAUUUCUAUCAGAAUACUGUAGAUUCCUUGCUCGAGUCUCGGUAUCCGGGGAUCACCUAUAGUCGAUACGGUCAUGAACUAUUUAUUCUUUGUAAACAAACUGACGAAUUCACAAUCGACGAUUGUGACAUAGAUAACAUAUUAGAAGUACUAGAUCUAUAUAGUGUAGAUAUUAAGUGGUCGUCCGAUGGGUUAUUACUGGCCGACAACAAUGACAAAGCUCUUAUCCUUCAUGAGGAUGGCUGCCUUGAGGUGUGGAAUUCAGAAGACAUUUGA
Messenger RNA from Zea mays, 825 nucleotides. The record is from the annotation of a RefSeq genome assembly. Lineage: Eukaryota; Viridiplantae; Streptophyta; Magnoliopsida; Poales; Poaceae.